Molecule: messenger RNA, 846 nt
Organism: Dioszegia hungarica
Lineage: Eukaryota; Fungi; Basidiomycota; Tremellomycetes; Tremellales; Bulleribasidiaceae
Exons: 10
Coding region: 1-846 (281 amino acids)
Source: RefSeq, a predicted model, not a curated record
AUGGUUGUCGAAGUCCCUCCUGAUCUCGCGGGCCAGUCGAGCCUCUAUGCCCACUCGGACCCUCUGCUUCGAAGAUUACGAGUACAAGAUACGAUAGGGAAAGAUAUCACUGAUAUCGAGCGGUACUUCCGAAGUAAGGAGGUCUUGGUGUUCUACGCAGGCUCAGAACAUGGCUAUAAUAAUCUCAAGAAGUUCCACCAUGACCUCACCCGCUUCGCUGUCCGAGAGCUGAAGACGUGCUCGGUGAUCUACGUCUCCACCGACACCUCACCUCGAGCGGUAGACCAGAUCCUCUCUGGCCAGGCGUUCCUCCGCAUGACGUUCCACGACAAUUCGGACUUUGCACCUAUGGUGACACUUCGAGAAGAAGCAGAGGGAAAGAAGGCAAAAGGCAAAGGAAGGGAGGUGGAGAUGGAGGAGGUUGCGAGAGGAGAGGAGUUUAUCGCGGCUGGGGAAGUCGAGACCGGGAUGGAAAAGGUGUACUUUGGCGAAGAGGAGAAUCCCAGUGACUACGUCCGCCCUCUGUCACGUGCAGCAGUCACGUCCCUAAUGCGGGCAUACGCUACGCCGAGUAUCGCCAUCUACCAUCUGCCUACACAUUCAUUCAUCGCUCGGAACGUCAAGAUGUCAGCCUUCGAUCCCGACCUGGUAGACAAGAAUUACCAUACCUGGCGGAACGGCGGUAAUGAGUCGGCCCGGCUCAUAGAUAUCAUCAUGAAGAUGCGGAUACCGCUGUUCUUGCUGGCUCUUGCGCUCAUCUACCGGUUCUAUCUGACCAUACAUCACGUGGAUGGCAACCCACUAGCGGACUGGCUGUACACCUUAUCGAGAAGAUUGCAGAGUUGA